Messenger RNA from Aaosphaeria arxii CBS 175.79, 764 nucleotides. RefSeq lists its product as uncharacterized. The transcript has 2 exons. The record is from RefSeq and is a predicted model, not a curated record. The annotation marks the transcript as partial. NCBI's taxonomy places the organism in Eukaryota, Fungi, Ascomycota, Dothideomycetes, Pleosporales.
CGUUACAUCCACUACUACUCAUUGGAAUUAUAAUUACUUAUCCAGUUUGUAGUAAUCUAUCAAUGAUACUAUAACUCAUGAAAACUACGAUAACUGUUUAAAACUAUUACAAUCUAUUAUAUUCACUACAAUUCAUCAAAAAUCAUCACAACCACUUGUCGCUAUCAGUAUAUCCAACACGGGCUUCAGACAAACCAUACGCGCCUUCCAUCCUACCCAUCGCAAUUGGAAACGCAUAGUCCCAAGCAUAAUGGCCGAGCUAUCCGUUAUCAUCUAUCUGGAUGCAAGCAUUCAUGCCGUACCUCAUUGGUGCCUCUACACCAAGGGUGACUACGGGGAGGAGCGCAUCUUCGAAGCACUGGGUAUUACCGGUCAAGAGUUCAACUUUAAUACCAGCUAUGUGGACAUGGCGAACUGCGAUAUCGAAAAGCAGAUUAUUCAUGUUGGACGCAUCGAGGCUGAUGUUUGGGAUGAGGUGCCUUCCAUCCUGGCAGAAGUGCCCGUAAGCAGCCAAAUGGGUUGGAACUGUCAGAGUUGGGUCAUGUCAGCCAUCGAAAAGCUAUUGAAAAUUGACUAGUUAGAGGAACAGGGUAGCGGACUCGGUUACCUUCGAGAGAGAUUCCAAAAGGUUAUUGGGGCAUACUAGCCUUCGGUAUCAUAGUGGUUGGGAUUCACGAUAGGAAGUUAAAAGUCCAAUAGAGUUCGCAGGAAGAAAGCGAUACUAAUCAUCCCGACUUUGAAACGAAAUAUAAACGCAUGUCGGG